Molecule: messenger RNA, 3486 nt
Organism: Cannabis sativa
Lineage: Eukaryota; Viridiplantae; Streptophyta; Magnoliopsida; Rosales; Cannabaceae
Product: leucine-rich repeat receptor-like tyrosine-protein kinase PXC3
Exons: 2
Coding region: 345-3191 (948 amino acids)
Biological process (GO): protein phosphorylation
Molecular function (GO): protein kinase activity; receptor serine/threonine kinase binding; ATP binding
Source: RefSeq, a predicted model, not a curated record
CAAACAAAUUUAAAGGAAAGAAAAAACUGAUAGCCACUAUUGUCAGUCUUUGGUUUUUAUGUCUUUCGUCAAUGGAAGACUAGACUUUGCCAAUUACAGUUGAGUCAACUCCCACUCCUACCAACACGCCACUCCUAUAAACUUCUUUCUUUCUCUAAUCUUUUCCACGAAACAAACCUCCUCUCCCUCAUUACUUCAUUCCCAAUUUCUUGUGUUCUUAAUUAUGUGUUUUCUCACCUGAAACCAAAUAAACAAAUAUAUAUACUUUACAUAUAUAUCUGCAUAUGUAUAACUAAUAGAUUAGAGGUCGAGAGAUUUUUGUUUCUGCUUAGCUAACAGAACAAAUGACCAAUUUCGGUUUCAGAAACUCUCUUCGUUACCUUUUGUUAUGUUUCUUUUUUUUAUUUCCUAUGAUUUUCUCUCAACUACCCCCAACCCAACUAUCAUCCAUGAACACUCUUUAUCAGUAUCUCAACACUAGUCUUUCAUGGAAUAGUAAUAAACAGUCAAGCCCAUGUUCAUGGAAGGGAGUGACAUGUAACCCCACCAAUUCUUCUGUACUUAAAAUUUCUCUAUCUGGGUUUUCUCUUUCUUCCUCAGAUUUUCUUCCUGCUGUCUGCCAAAUUGGUUCUUUGCAGGCUUUUGACGUGUCCAACAACCGUUUGAGUAAAGUUCCAGAAAAGUUCAUGACUGACUGUGGAAAACUGGAGGGACUGCGUCUACUGAAUUUUAGCAGAAACAGGUUGGAUGGUUCUUUACCUUUGUUUGUUGGUUUUGCGGGGUUGGAGGUCUUGGACUUGUCUUUUAAUGAUUUUAGUGGUAGCAUUAAUGUAGAGUUUGAAGGCUUAGAUGGUCUUAAAAGCUUGAAUCUUAGUUAUAACAAGCUCAAUGGUUCCAUUCCUACAAAACUUGGAAAGUCCAAGGUUUUGAAGGAGCUUGUGCUUUCAGUGAAUAAUUUCCAAGGUCCCAUCCCAGAAGAAAUGAUUGAUUAUGGGAAUUUGACACUGGUUGAUCUUAGCCAAAAUAGGAUUUCGGGGUCUAUUCCUAACAGAAUUGGUGACCUCUCAAAGUUAAAGAUUUUGAUUCUCUCUAGCAAUAAUCUAAGUGGAAAAAUCCCAGUAAGCCUUUCAACUAUCCCAACUCUAUCACGAUUUGCUGCAAAUCUAAACCAUUUUUCUGGUACAAUCCCCAGUAGUAUUACCAAAUUUCUCAAAAAUUUGGAUUUAAGCUAUAACGGUUUAUAUGGCUCAAUUCCUAUAGACCUCCUGUCACCAACAAAUUUGCAAACUGUGGAUUUGUCAUUUAAUGAUUUGGAUGGAUCAUUUCCUACAAACAUUUCUCCUAGCUUGGUCAGGUUGAGGCUGGGGAGCAAUAAACUCAAAGGGAAAAUUCCUUCUGUCAACUUUUCAACACUUAAGGAACUGACAUACUUGGAGCUGGACAACAAUCAUUUUUAUGGAUCGAUUCCUCUAGAAUUGGGUUCUUGCAGGAGUCUGGCACUCUUAAAUUUGGCUCAAAACAACCUGACUGGGCCUUUGCCUAGCCAGCUGGGCAAUCUUACAAUGCUUCAAGUCUUAAAACUGCAAUUAAACAAUCUCUCUGGUGAAAUCCCAGAGCCAGUUUCCCAACUACAGAGUUUAUCAGUCCUAAAUAUAAGCUGGAAUUCUCUAAGUGGUCAAAUACCAUCUUCUAUCUCCAACUUGCAACACCUUGUUAACCUCAACCUACAAGGCAACAAGCUUAAUGGUUCCAUACCAAAUACCAUGAGUACCAUGAAUAGCCUUUUGGAACUCCAGCUUGGAGAAAACCAACUGAGUGGAUACAUUCCAAAAAUGCCACCAAAUUUGCAGAUCGCUUUGAAUCUUAGUAGCAAUCGUUUUGAAGGACCUAUUCCACAAACUCUUACGGGACUUUCUGGAUUAGAAGUGUUGGAUAUCUCGGACAACAAUUUCUCAGGUGACAUUCCAGAAUCAUUUACGAGAAUGGGAUCCUUGACACAAUUGUUGCUUUCAAACAAUAACCUCUCUGGAGUAAUUCCAAAAUUUAAUUCUUGGGUCAUGGUUGACACAAAAGGAAACGGGAAUUUGAUUAAUGUUACAGAGCCAACAACUUCACAUCCAUCUAGGAAAAAAAUCUCAGUGGUUGUAGUAAUUCUUUUAGUUUUGGCUUCUGUAUUUUCUGUUGGAGCAACUUUCGUCUUCACUCUGUUACUUUUCCGACGAUAUGGAAGGGUUGCUGAUGAACAGUUACAACCAGUGGAAGAUGUACCCCUCCCUCAGGUUAUUCAGGGAAAUUUAUUAACCUCAAAUGGAAUCCACAGAUCAAAUAUUGACUUCACCAAGGCUAUGGAAUCAGUUGCUGACCAAGCUAACAUUGUGAUGAAAACUAGGUUCUCAACCUACUACAAAGCAACUAUGCCUUCGGGGUCAAGCUACUUUGUCAAGAAGCUCAAUUGGAGUGAUAAGAUAAUUCACUGGGGCAACCAUGAUAGAUUUGGAACAGAGAUUGAGGUCUUUGGGAAACUGAGCAAUUCCAAUGUCAUGACUCCUUUGGCCUAUGUUUUAUCUGCUGAGAAUGCUUAUCUCUUCUAUGAGUAUUCCUCAAAGGGCACCCUUUUCGAUGCUCUUCAUAGUAGCUCAGGAUGUGAUAUGGACUGGGCGAGUAGAUACAGUAUAGCAGUGGGAGUAGCUCAAGGUCUUGCUUUUCUUCAUGGAAUUUCCUCUGGUCCAAUGCUCCUGCUUGACUUAUCAAGCAGAAGUGUCUUUCUAAAGUCCAUGAAAGAGCCUCAAGUGGGAGAAAUUGAGCUCUACAAGAUUAUUGAUCCAUCAAAGAGCACCGGAAGUAUUUCCACUGUGGCUGGUUCAGUUGGCUACAUCCCUCCAGAGUAUGCAUACACAAUGAGAGUGACAACAGCUGGAAAUGUUUACAGCUUUGGAGUAAUUUUGCUUGAGCUGCUAACAGGGAAACAGGCAAUGAGUGAGGGGACUGAGUUAGCUAAGUGGGUAUUAAGUAACUCGGUUGAAGAAGAUAAAUGGGAGAACAUGCUUGAUUUUAGCAUCAGUAGAACUUCAGUCUUAGCCAAAAAGCAAAUGCUUGCUGUACUAAAGGUUGCUAUUGGUUGUGUUUGUGUAUCGCCAGAAGCUAGGCCAAAGAUUAAGAGUGUUCUACGCAUGAUUCUCAAUGCAAGAUAGGUGUGAGAGAUUCCAUUUUAAUCGAGUCAAAAGUAAGUACGUAUACGGUUUUGCAUGUAAAAUAGUAAUGUGAUGAGUUUGUUUAGUUCUCUACUAGAUUAGAAGUGGUCAAAAUUUGUUGUUGCCUUUUUGGAGUAUUAUUACAUCAUUAUAUUUAUUAAUAUAUAUAUAUAUAUAUUUAUAUAUUCUAGCAAAUGAAAAGAGGAAAAAUGUAAAGUAAAGGAAUGUGAACGAGUUUUAUUUAUGUUAUUAAUUAGUAAAACAACAACAAUGAUAGGAACAAUUUAAACUUGAA